Molecule: messenger RNA, 312 nt
Organism: Caenorhabditis elegans
Lineage: Eukaryota; Metazoa; Nematoda; Chromadorea; Rhabditida; Rhabditidae
Gene: his-67
Product: Histone H4
Exons: 1
Coding region: 1-312 (103 amino acids)
Source: RefSeq, marked reviewed
AUGUCCGGACGUGGAAAGGGAGGAAAAGGCCUUGGAAAAGGAGGUGCCAAGCGCCAUCGUAAAGUCCUUCGGGACAACAUCCAAGGAAUCACGAAGCCAGCCAUUCGCCGUCUAGCAAGAAGAGGAGGAGUCAAACGUAUCUCUGGAUUGAUCUACGAAGAAACUCGUGGAGUUCUCAAGGUGUUCCUUGAGAACGUUAUCCGAGACGCCGUCACUUACUGCGAGCACGCCAAGAGGAAGACCGUCACAGCCAUGGACGUUGUCUAUGCUCUGAAGAGACAAGGAAGAACCCUGUACGGAUUCGGAGGAUAA